CGACAGUCUAAGUUGGCCAUCAUGUCGCUCGUGUAUUUGCCUGAGAACGCGUGGUCCUUACGCUACGGUGCGCGCUGCAAGGAUGAUUCUCUUGACGCCACAAUGUUAUUGACGUGUUGCUGCGUAUUCAUAGGCCCAGACUACUUCACUGUGGCCAUUAUCAAGUACUUAGUGAAGGAGGACGAGUACGCACUAUACGAGCUCCAGAUCCAGAACGGACGACGCAAUUGGAAGGUACUGCGUCGCUUCAGCGAGUUCGACGGGCUACAGUCGAGUGUGCGCUUCAAAGCUGGCGACCGACUGCCUGAACUGCCACCAAAGACCUAUUGCUGCAGGGACCUGAACCCGGACUUUCUGGCCAGACGCAAGGAGUUGCUGCAGGCUUUCUUGCAUCACUUGCUACAGAUCCCGGGUAUUGCUGACGAUGACCACGUACGUGAGUUCCUAGGCCUCAAACUGUCCACGGAGCUCUACGUUUAAGCUAAGAUUUACACUAGUAGAUUAGUAACUUACGCCAUACUUUUCAUCACAAAAAGUGUGUGCGCCUACAGCAACGAGGAGCUGGUGAAGCGCACUGGUGCUAUAUUCAAUAACUAAUUACACGCCUGAUACCGAGACCGGAUAGCGCUUAUACGAAGCGAAAGCUAUUAAGCUUUGAACUUCUGGUGUUUCUUGGCUUUCUUCCUCUUGC
Molecule: messenger RNA, 691 nt
Organism: Phytophthora nicotianae INRA-310
Lineage: Eukaryota; Oomycota; Peronosporomycetes; Peronosporales; Peronosporaceae
Exons: 2
Coding region: 22-480 (152 amino acids)
Cellular component (GO): intracellular membrane-bounded organelle
Molecular function (GO): phosphatidylinositol binding
Source: RefSeq, a predicted model, not a curated record